This is a messenger RNA of Odocoileus virginianus texanus, 2602 nucleotides long. RefSeq names its product SBDS ribosome maturation factor (gene SBDS). Lineage: Eukaryota; Metazoa; Chordata; Mammalia; Artiodactyla; Cervidae. Gene Ontology annotation, biological process: ribosome biogenesis; cytosolic ribosome assembly. The record is from RefSeq and is a predicted model, not a curated record.
AGUCAAAAUGCGCAGACGUUAUUGGUCCCUCUUCCUCUCCGGGUUUCCGCAGCACCUGACGCCUGCGCAAUAAGUUGGGUGGCUGUAUUGUGGCGGCCGCGUUAGUUUACGGCGCCGCGCAGUCUGCGGGCGUUACUGGGCUGCGCGCCGCCGAGUAGUUACAUCUAGGUGCGGGUGGCCCUGUGGCCAGCGGCGCGGGCCUGCCUUUGUUCGCCGGCCCCAAGAUCUGUGAGCGGCCAAGAUGUCGAUCUUCACCCCCACAAACCAGAUCCGCCUGACCAAUGUGGCCGUGGUACGGAUGAAGCGAGCCGGGAAGCGCUUCGAAAUCGCCUGCUACAAAAACAAGGUCGUGGGCUGGCGGAGCGGCGUGGAAAAAGACCUUGAUGAAGUGCUACAGACCCACUCAGUGUUUGUAAAUGUCUCCAAAGGUCAGGUUGCAAAGAAGGAAGAUCUCAUCAGUGCGUUUGGAACAGAUGACCAGACUGAAAUCUGUAAGCAGAUUUUGACUAAAGGAGAGGUUCAAGUGUCAGAUAAGGAACGGCACACGCAGCUGGAGCAGAUGUUUAGGGACAUUGCAACUAUUGUGGCCGACAAAUGUGUGAACCCUGAAACAAAGAGACCAUACACCGUUAUCCUUAUUGAGAGAGCCAUGAAGGACAUCCACUAUUCAGUCAAACCCAACAAGAGCACGAAACAGCAGGCUUUGGAAGUGAUAAAGCAGUUAAAAGAGAAAAUGAAGAUAGAACGCGCUCACAUGAGACUUCGGUUCAUCCUUCCAGUGAAUGAAGGGAAGAAGCUGAAAGAAAAACUCAAGCCACUGAUCAAGGUUAUCGAAAGUGAAGACUACGGUCAACAGUUAGAAAUUGUGUGUCUCAUUGACCCCGGCUGCUUCAGAGAAAUCGAUGAGCUCAUAAAAAAGGAGACAAAGGGCAAGGGCUCCUUGGAAGUACUCAACUUGAAAGACGUGGAAGAAGGAGACGAGAAAUUCGAGUGACCGUCACCCAUCUCUUCAGCUAGCAAACACUAAAGCGUUUUCAUUUCCCACAGUCCUGUUUUCUUUGUGUGAUCAGCCAAAUACUUGUUCAGAUGAGUUGCUGUUUUGCAUCUUUGUGGCAAACGUGUACACAAAAAGACGUUCCUCAGUAAGUAUGAUGUGGGAUUCAUUCAGUUUUAAUUAUAAAAUGGGGUUUUAGGCAAAAGUGAAAAUCCAAGAUAAAAGUCCAGAGAAGUAUUCAGUUGCUGCCUCAUGCCUUUGUAGCUUUCCCAGGUGAAAGUUAUUUGAGACAACUCUUUCGGAUAAAAAGUUAAAUUUUGUACAUUGUAAGAAAUUAGGAGGGUAUAUCUGUAUGACCGAAAAGGAGGAUUUGCCAAAAAAGAAAACAGAAUGUCUUAUUUCUACUUAGUGAAAUGUGUGUAUGGGGGUAACUGUAUCAUGACAUAAUAUAAAACUUGGAUGAUGACUUCCUGAUUUUCUGAAAAAUAGAUAUAUGAUGACUGCAGGACUUUAAUAUUCAUCAAACAUGCUGCCAUAACUUAGAUUAUUCUUGGUAAAAUAUAAAGUCAUUUAUUUCUAAUUCCGAAAGUUUAUAAUAUAUAUUAUUAGAGCUGAAAUCUUAUGUAAAUCAAUAAACCACUUUUUAUUUUUGUUAAGCUAUGGCUUGUAUUUCUAGACAGCUUCCUAACUCCCUUUAUUUUCGCUGCCUUUUGUCUGGUAGAAUGGGCGAGUAUGGGCAAGUUCUUAGCAGGAUUAAACUUGUUUGUUUGGGGGGAGGGGGUUGUUCGAGGUGGGCUUGUUCUGUUAAAUACCUGGUAAAUCUUAGUGAAAAUAAUUUGGGAUGUAAUUGAAUUUGAGUAUUAAUAUUUAAGCACUUAAAUAGACAACGUAAAAGUUGUUUAAAAUCUGCUUAUCUUCAAAAGAGAUAGUCUAAAACAUAAAGUAGGGUUUCACUCAAAAUAAAUAUACAGAUCAGAUGUAUUUUAUGGACGGAAGUAUUUUUAAGUGCAAAAGAUUUCUUGACCUGAACAAGUCUUGAUUGGUUUUAUAAGCACAUAGAAUCCACUGCUAAUACGAGCUCUCAGAAGUGCCCCAAUUUAAAGAAACUUCAAUUGAAAUGAUGAACUCACAACGUUCAUCAUUUUUUCUCAAAUUUUUUUGAGAAAAAAAAUUAUCAAAUUUUUUCUCAUAACGUUAGAAGAAAUAUUUUUGUUGUUGAAUAACAUGGGACACACACUUUAAUGCUGAAAUCUGAUACAGUCUUCAAGAUCCCCCUCACUGAUUCCGUUUUACUUAUAUAAUUUGUUUUUAAUGAAGAUAAUCGAAACUUGAAAUCCUGGCAAAAAAUUUGAACCAAUGAGGUUUACAUUUUUUAUUUUUAGCUUAAACAGAUAAAGCUAUGUUUCAGAUCAGAAGUCAUAAUUGCUAAAAAUGUUCAACAGCUGCAUAUCAAAGAGAAAAAGAUAAAUGUUACUACAAGACUGCCUUAAGUUUUUCCCGUUCUCAUACUCAUUUCUUCUAAAAAGCUGGAACUUCAAGAAAUGUCAAAUGUAGACCAAUCUGAGUUAUGUUUCUGAACCUAUGACAAAUAAAAAAAUGUUUACCUUA